Messenger RNA from Lipotes vexillifer (Yangtze River dolphin), 3059 nucleotides. RefSeq names its product endoplasmic reticulum aminopeptidase 2 (gene ERAP2). Gene Ontology annotation, biological process: proteolysis; peptide catabolic process. The transcript is spliced from 19 exons. Gene Ontology annotation, molecular function: zinc ion binding; peptide binding; metalloaminopeptidase activity. Gene Ontology annotation, cellular component: cytoplasm; membrane. The coding region runs from base 184 to 3042 and encodes 952 amino acids. NCBI's taxonomy places the organism in Eukaryota, Metazoa, Chordata, Mammalia, Artiodactyla, Lipotidae. The record is from RefSeq and is a predicted model, not a curated record.
AAAUUCCCCUCCAUUCAAAUCUGCAACAGCCGUGGAUUAAGGUUAAGUCCAUUUAUUGAAACAUAUUGUUCAGAUCCUGAGUGUCAUAACUGGAGCCAACACGGUACUAUGGAGAACUAUGAGAUUUAGCCUGGAUAUUAACUUGUCUUCUAGAGAAUAGAUUUAGUAUUCCGUUCUGCUGUAAUGGCUAAUUCACGCAGAAAACUAAUAUUUAAUAUUUACAUAGGAUUUUACUGCUCAGCAGUCAUCCAAAUAUGUGUUUGUUCUCAGUUCACAAGUUCAUCUACUGAUCCGUUCAACAAGGACCAUGGGGCUUUCCCAGUAGCCAUCAAUGGGGAAAUAUUUCCUUGGCAUGAGCUAAGGCUCCCCACCAUGGUCAUUCCCCUCCACUAUGACCUUUUUGUCCACCCAAAUCUCACCUCCCUGGACUUUGUUGCAUCUGAGAAAAUCGAAGUCUUGGUUCGAGAUGCCACCCGAUUCAUCAUCUUGCACAGCAAAGAUCUUGAAAUCAUGAAUGUUACUCUUCAGUCAGAGGAAGAUUUGAGAUACAGGAAACCAGGGAAAAAGCUAACUGUUUUGAGUUAUCCUGCUCAUGAACAAAUUGCACUGCUGAUUCCAGAGAAACUUAUGGCUGACCUGAGAUAUUCUGUGGCUAUUGACUUCCAGGCCAAGCUAGCUGAUGGUUUUGAAGGCUUUUAUAAAAGCACAUACAGAACUCUUGGUGGUGAAACAAGAACAAUUGCAGUAACGGAUUUUGAGCCAACCCAGGCACGAAUGGCUUUCCCUUGCUUUGAUGAACCACUGUUCAAAGCCAACUUUUCAAUCAAGAUAAGAAGAGAGAGCAGACACAUUGCCCUAUCCAACAUGCCAAAGGUUAAGACAAUUGAACUUGAAGGAGGCCUCUUGGAAGAUCAUUUUGAAACUACUGUAAAAAUGAGUACAUACCUUGUAGCCUACAUAGUUUGUGAUUUCAACUCUGUGAGUGGCACAGCCUCGUCAGGGGUCAAGGUGUCCAUCCAUGCAGCCCCAGACAAAUGGAGUCAAACACAUUAUGCUUUGGAAGCAUCAUUGAAGCUGCUGGACUUUUACGAAAAUUACUUUGAUAUCCAGUAUCCACUCGCAAAACUGGAUCUAGUUGCCAUUCCUGACUUUGAAAGUGGAGCCAUGGAAAAUUGGGGGCUUGUCACAUAUAGAGAGACGUCACUGCUCUUUGAUCCCAAGACCUCUUCUACUUCUGACAAACUGUGGGUCACCAAAGUCAUAGCUCAUGAACUAGCGCACCAGUGGUUUGGCAACCUGGUUACAAUGGAAUGGUGGAAUGAUAUUUGGCUCAAUGAGGGUUUUGCAACAUACAUGGAACUUAUCUCUGUUAACAUCACAUAUCCAGAGCUACAAUUUGACGACGAUUUUCUGGACAUGUGUUUUGAAGUAAUUAAAAGAGAUUCAUUAAAUUCAUCCCAUCCUCUCUCCAAUCAAGCAGAAACCUCUACUCACAUAAAGGAAAUGUUUGAUGCUGUUUCCUAUAAAAAGGGAGCUUGUAUUUUGAAUAUGCUCAAGGAUUUUCUGAGUGAGGAGAAAUUCAAGAAAGGAAUUAUUCACUACUUAAAGAAGUUCAGCUAUAGAAAUGCUAAGAAUGAUGAUUUGUGGAGCAGUUUGUCAAAUGAUUGUUUAGAAAGUGAUUCUACAUCUGGUGGAUUUUGUUAUUCCGAUUCCAAGACAACAAGCAACACACUCACCUUUCUGCGGGAAAAUGUGGAGGUGAAGCACAUGAUGGCUACAUGGACUUUGCAGAAAGGAAUCCCCCUCGUGGUGGUUAACCGAGAAGGGCGUUCAAUCAGACUGCAGCAGGAGCGCUUCCUGAAUGGGGUGUUCAAAGAGGAUCCUGAAUGGGGGACCCUGCAGGAAAGGUACCUUUGGCAUAUCCCAGUGACCUAUUCCACAAGUUCCUCUAAUGCAAUUCACAGACACAUUCUGAAAUCAAAGACAGAUACUCUGGAUUUACCUGAGAAGACCAGUUGGGUAAAAUUCAAUGUGGACUCAAAUGGCUACUACAUUGUCCACUAUGAGGGGCGUGGAUGGGACCAACUCAUUACACUGCUGAAUCAGAACCACACAUUUCUCAGACCUAAGGACAGAAUAAAUCUGAUUCAUGAUGCAUUUCAGCUAGUAAGUGCAGGAAGGUUGACUCUAGACAAAGCCCUUGACCUGACUCGCUAUCUCCAACAUGAAACAAGCAUCCCUGCACUUCUCAAAGGCCUGGAAUACCUAGAAUUGUUUUACCACAUCACGGAAAGAAGGAAUGUUUCAGAUGUCACUGAAAAUCUCAAGCAUUACCUUCUCCAGUAUUUUAAGCCAGUGAUGGACAUGCAAAGCUGGUGUGACGAGGGCUCGGUCUGGGACAGAAGGCUUCGUUCGGCUCUCUUGAAGCUGGCCUGUUACCUGAAUCAUGCUCCUUGCGUCCAGAAGGCAACUGAACUCUUCUCUCAGUGGAUGGAAUCCAGUGGAAAAUUAAAUAUCCCAACAGAUGUUUUAAAGAUUGUGUACUCCAUGGGUGCUCAAACAACAGCAGGAUGGAAUUACCUUUUAGAGCAAUACGAACUGUCAUUGUCUGGUGCUGAAAAAAACAAAAUUCUGUAUGCAUUGUCAACCAGCAAACAUCAGGAAAAGUUAACGAAGUUAAUUGAACUAGGAAUGGAAGGAAAGGUUAUCAAGACACAGGACUUGGCAGCUCUUCUUCAUGCAAUUGCCAGAAAUCCAAAGGGGCAGCAAUUAGCCUGGAAUUUUGUAAAAGAAAAUUGGAUCCAUCUCCUUAAAAAAUUUGAGUUGGGCUCAUUUCCCAUAAGAAUGAUCAUCUCUGGCACAACAUCUCACUUUUCUUCCAAGGAUGAGCUGCAAGAGGUGAAACUGUUCUUUGAAUCUCUUAAGGCCCAAGGAUCACAUGUGGAAAUUUUUCAAAUUGUUCUGGAAACCAUAUCCAAAAAUAUUAAGUGGCUGGAGAAGAAUCUUCCCACCCUGAGGAACUGGCUACUGAUUAGUAUUUAAAUGGUCAAUAGAAACAG